UAAAGCCCAAAAAAGUUGUGAAGUACUGGUAAUAGAGCUAUGUAUGAAGCUAUUGGAGAAACAUGACUUAGUAGAAGAAUUAUAUAAACUGACAAAUGAAGCAGCCUCAAAGGCAUCACUGAAGCACAACAAAGAUUUGAUGGGUCAGUACUUGGACCGCUUUAUGGUGUUGCUGAAGGAUGACAAUGUUCCUUGGGACAACAGUUCACAGAGCUACCUGGGUUCUGUAUUCAUCAGCUACCUUGUUAACUCAAUUUAUUAUGAAGACAAACAAUUUAACGAUUCGGAGGUGGACCAGAAAAUGAUUGACAUGAUUCUGUAUUGUAUGGAGGAGGAACGGGAGCUCUGUGAUUGGUCCAGUGGUCAGGUGACCGUGUUUGGGAUCAUUGCCACAGAUAUACUUGCAAGAUUUGUCCGUGCAAAAAGGGACAGCAAUACCAUCAGUAAGUGCAAGCCGCUCAUCCCGAGUAUCCAGCGUUUGAUGUCCAAUCAUGAAGACGAGAGGAUCACCGAGAACUGCGGGAACAUCUUGUAUUUGAUUGGUCAACAAGCGUCACAAGUGCUGGACUCGGACAACAUUGGGAAUCUUAUUGACCACUACAUUGAAAAUCCUGACGUACACAUCAUUGUGAAUUUAGAAGCAGCCUAUGAAAAUGGACCUGAGGAAUUUGGGAAGCGGUUCACUGACCUAGUGGAAGUGUUUGCCAAGGACAAGGAAACAAACUGCUUUGUCAUGCAGUGUUUCCUGCUGAAGAAAAUUGCUGAAACUCAACCAGAGUUGUUCACUCCUCGUACUAUGAAGCUGUUCUUUGAUGUCCACUUCAUGGAUUUCACGGCUAACAGUCAGGUGCUGAUCUUCAUGGACAUACUAUCCAAAUCACAGCCUGCCCUUUUUGGGCCCUUCAUCCCUCACCCCCUGCUGAACUCCAAACUGAUGUUGGAUACCAUGGCUAGUUACCAUAUGAGCAUUGUCACCAGGACUGCUGCUGUUUGUAAGGACUGCCAGAAACCAGUUUUUGACUACUUCACUGAGAGACUGAAGAGUUCUACUGACCAGCAUGUGCUGUAUGCCUGUAUAAUGGGUCUGAGAGAGAUGCUGGAGAUUUGUGGUCCAGACUUUUUCACAGAGGAGGUCAAGGCUCAGAUAGAGAAUCAGACGACAAAUGCUCCGGCUAAAUACGUCAAAGAUGUGGCUCAGGAUCUCCAAGAUGAACUCGCAGGAAGAAGUUUGGAAAAAGUUUCUAAGGAUGUUGACAGCCAUAAGGAACAGAUAGAGAAGGUGGAGAUUGGUGUAGCAGGUACAAAGGUCGUCCUGAAGAAAGUUCACAGAGAGGUCAAACAACAGGGUAAAGAAAUCGACGGCAUCAAGACGGACCUAGUGGAGGUUAACGAAAGGGUGGAUGUCGUGGAAGGUGACCUUGAGGACACGAAUCUUAGGGUGGAGGAGGUGGAUAAAAAGACAAUGAGUAAUGCCCCUACUUGGUCUCGAGAUGUUACAAAGCUGUUGAACCCGGAAUCUGAGCAUGACUGGAGACUACUGGCUAGUCGCCUUGGUUACAGUCCUGAUGACAUCAGAGGCUGGGCCACCCAAUCAGAUCCCUGCAUGGCCCUGCUGAGUGAAUGGUAUGCCACACACAAGACAUUUGAGGCAUCUAAAGGGGUGCUGAAUAUCCUGCAGGAGAUGAAUCGUUUGGAUGCUGCCAUUAUUGUAGAAAAUGCCAUGAAAGCUGCAGAGGGUGUUGUGGUGGAUGAACCAGUUGAUUACCCAGAACCCCCUGAGAUCUUCCUUAGUUACCAAUGGGGUCACCAGAAUGAGGUCAAACUCAUCAGUCGCCACCUGGAGAUGGCUGGGUAUAAAUGCUGGAUGGAUGUGGGGCAGAUGGGGGGUGGGGAUAAGCUGUUUGAGAAGAUUGAUUCCGGGAUUAGGGCGGCCAAAGUUGUCAUCUCUUGUGUGACAGAGAAAUACGCAAAAUCACCCAACUGUAACAGAGAGGUCAACCUGUCAGUCAACCUUGGUAAACCAAUGAUCCCGCUUCUGUUAGAGAAAAUGCCUUGGCCCCCCACGGGUUCAAUGGGACCAAUCUUCAGUGAGUACUUGUUCAUCAGAUUUUUCCAAAGACCAGGGGAGGAAACCAAGGAUGACCGAAUCUGGCCAGCUGCCAAGUUUACGGAACUUCUCAUGCAGCUCAACUGUUUAAAAGUGAUGCCAGAUGAGAAAAUAAUCUCCAAAGAGUAUAAGAACUGGUGGGUUCCAGUCAUAGAGAAGAUUGUGAUUCCAAAGAAAAAACAGGACAAAGUCAACAAGACAUCUGUACCCACAAACAAACCAAUGGAUAAGGUGGUUUCCCCUGAUAUCUUCAUCUCCUACCAGUGGGGAAAACAGAAGGAGAUAUCAGCCCUGUACCAGAGACUGACCAGUCAGGGCUUCACCUGCUGGAUGGACAUCCACCAAAUGGGGGGAGGGGAUUCCCUGUAUGACAAGAUUGACCGUGGGGUCAGAGGUUGUAAGGUCGUCCUGUCCUCAGUCACCACCAAGUACGCUCUGUCUGCCAACUGUAGGAGAGAAGUCAGUCUGGCUGAUGCUCUGAAGAAACCUAUCAUCCCCAUGCUGAUGGAAAAAAUAGACUGGCCCCCAGGUGGACCAAUGAGCAUGGUUCUUACACAACUGUUGUAUGUUAACUUCUCAAAGGAUGAGUCCAUUCAGUUAUCAUGGGAGGGAAAAUGUUUUGAUGAUCUUCUGAAGAAGAUCAGAGAGAACAUUCCUGAAGAGUUUCAACAGGAAGGUCAAGGACAUAAUGAAACAGAAAAAGUUCAUAACCAGCAACUUGUCGGGAACCAGGAAACAUCAUCAGAAGGUCACAUGACCAAAGCUGUGACCAAUGACAAACCACAGGAAGUAAAGACUGGACCAAUCAGCACUGACUCUGCAGUGGAUGAUACCCCCAAAAAGAAAUCGUCAACAUGUAUACUGCUUUAGCCAUGCAAAUUAAUUGUUUAUAUUGGAUAAAUCUAUUUGUACUGCAAUAAUAAGAGGGUAAAUUAUCAAGUUCAACAUGUAUACUGCUCUAGACAGGCAAAUUAUGUUGACGAAAUAGAUUAACAAUGAUUGGCAAUUAUUGUCAAGGCUUUAUCAAUUAAUUCCUCAAAAUGAAUCGUCAAUACAAUGAUGUACACAAGGUGUAUAAGGAAUAAUAUUGCUACACAAUUUUACAAUGUUAUACAAUGAGUUAUUUUUCUUUGACCUUAUCUCUGCCUCCUUAACAGGACGUAACUCGUAUUGAGUUAAGUCUGAUUAACUUUUAUAUCAUGUGUUGUGAGAGGGUAAAUCAUCAACAUGUAUACGCCUCUAGUCUGGCAUAUUGAACUGUUUAUCUCAAAGGAAGUGAGAGCCCUGGUUAAGGUUUUGAAAGAUGAAUUAUAGGGUUGUGUGAAUAGAUUUCUGAAUAGUAUCUUGUGAAUAGAUUUUUGACUUUUUAGUACAUGUAUCAUGUGAAUAGAUUUCAGAAUAGUCUCGUGUGAAUAAACUGCAGGAUGCUUGCAAAGAGCCAUAGCUGCCUUAGCGAUAACACGGCCAACUCAAGUAUUUAAAAGGAAAUCACCUGUUUCUAUUUAUAGAUACAUGUACCUUUUCAAUUCAAGAUCAAACUACAUGUAUGUAAUCAUUUGUGGACCAGUGUUAUAUUUUCAUAGUUGCAAGUUUGUUACAUGACAAUCAUUUUACUUGUUCAAUACUCUUAUUCUAAACAAGAUUGUUAGAAAUAAAACAAUCUAGCAGCUAUGACUUUGGGUCAUUAAAAUAGUUUAGGUCUUUAGGACUGUUUUUCACAGAGAUACUUUCAAUGUGUAAUGUUGUAAUAUAUAUCGCUUACAUUAUUUAUACAUGUACUAUAAAAUGAUUAAAGAAAACAUAGGAAAAAUGCACAGAGAGAAAAAAAAAUAAAAGCAUAGAUAAGAAACACACACUGUGAGACUCGAACUCACGAUCAUUAUGCCUACAAUCCAGCAGUUAUACCACCAUGCCACAAAGUCAUUGUAAUCAGAUGGAUGAAUUUCAGAUGAAAUAAUGUUGAGAAGAAGAAUUAAUACAAUUAUUUUCAACAUUUUCAAUAUGAAGACCACCUUUAACCAAAAUUAUCUAAAUGUAAUGAAGUACAGUCAUAUCCAAAUAAAAUUAUUCAGAAGUUGUUUUUCAGGUUAAGGGUGUUUUUUUUGCUACAGUUUGUCAUUGUUUAGAGGGAGACCUCAGUAUUUACUAUAUUCUCCAUAUAAACAUAACGAUUUUUAUAUCUAUCAUAUUAGGGAACUAUUAAUAUUUGAAUAUUAUUUUUGUGUGAUUUGCUUCAAGGCAUGUAUAAACUAACGUUGUAU
Messenger RNA from Saccostrea cuccullata (small rock oyster), 4368 nucleotides. RefSeq lists its product as uncharacterized. Gene Ontology annotation, molecular function: protein binding. The transcript has 13 exons. The coding region runs from base 44 to 2977 and encodes 977 amino acids. Lineage: Eukaryota; Metazoa; Mollusca; Bivalvia; Ostreida; Ostreidae. The record is from RefSeq and is a predicted model, not a curated record. Gene Ontology annotation, biological process: signal transduction.